AUGAGGGAAAAUAAGAACAUGUCUGAGUCUCCUUCUCCUGCGGGAAAGGAAACACCAGCGAAGAAACAGAAGCUCAGCAGUGACGAGAACAGCAAGUCCGACCUGUCCGGGGACGACAACGACGAUGCUGUCAGCGUGGAGAGUGGACCCAACACAGAGCGCCCAGACACCCCCACAAACACCGCCAACGCCCCGGGGAAAAAGAGCUGGGGCAAGGGCAAGUGGAAGUCCAAGAAGUGCAGAUACUCGUUCAAAUGCGUCAACAGCCUCAGGGAGGACCACGGGCAGCCGCUGUUCGGGGUCCAGUUCAAUUGGAACAGUAAAGAAGGCGACCCGCUCGUGUUUGCGACUGUGGGCAGCAACAGGGUAACUCUGUACGAAUGUCACUCUCAGGGAGAAAUCCGCCUGCUGCAGUCUUAUGUAGACGCUGAUGCCGAUGAGAACUUCUACACUUGUGCCUGGACCUACGACACCAACACCAGCCACCCUCUGCUGGCUGUGGCCGGCUCCAGAGGCAUCAUCCGGGUCAUCAACCACAUCACCAUGCAGUGCAUCAAACAUUAUGUGGGUCAUGGAAAUGCUAUCAACGAACUGAAGUUUCAUCCCCGGGACCCAAACCUACUGCUCUCUGUCAGCAAAGACCACGCCCUGCGCCUGUGGAACAUCCAGACGGACACUCUGGUGGCCAUCUUUGGCGGCGUGGAAGGACACCGAGACGAAGUGCUCAGUGCCGACUUUGACCUGCUGGGGGAGAAGAUCAUGUCCUGUGGGAUGGACCACUCCCUGAAGCUGUGGAGGAUCAACUCGGAGCGGAUGCAGAAAGCCAUCAGGGGCUCCUACGAAUACAACCCUUCAAAGACCAACAGACCGUUCGUCUCACAGAAGAUCCACUUCCCGGACUUCUCCACCCGCGACAUCCACAGGAACUAUGUGGACUGUGUGCGCUGGUUAGGAGACCUGAUCCUGUCCAAGUCGUGUGAAAACGCCAUCGUGUGUUGGAAGCCGGGAAAGAUGGAGGACGACAUCGACCACAUCAAACCCAACGAGUCCAACGUGACCAUCCUGGGACGCUUCGACUACAGCCAGUGUGACAUCUGGUACAUGCGCUUCUCCAUGGACUUCUGGCAGAAGAUGCUGGCGUUGGGGAACCAGGUGGGGAAGCUGUACGUGUGGGACCUGGAGGUGGAGGACCCGCACAAAGCCAAAUGCACGACUCUGACUCUGCCCAAGUGCACGUCAGCGAUCAGACAAACCAGCUUCAGCCGCGACAGCAGCGUCCUCAUCGCCAGGUCAGACCAUCCUCACAGGGCCCUGGGGUCAGAGGUCAGACCAUCCUCACACAGGGCCCUGGGGUCAGAGGUCAGACCAUCCUCACACAGGGCCCUGGGGUCAGAGGUCAGACCAUCCUCACAGGGCCCUGGGGUCAGAGGUCAGACCAUCCUCACACAGGGCCCUGGGGUCAGAGGUCAGACCAUCCUCACACAGGGCCCUGGGGUCAGAGGUCAGACCAUCCUCACACAGGGCCCUGGGGUCAGAGGUCAGACCAUCCUCACACAGGGCCCUGGGGUCAGAGGUCAGACCAUCCUCACACAGGGCCCUGGGGUCAGAGGUCAGACCAUCCUCACACAGGGCCCUGGGGUCAGAGGUCAGACCAUCCUCACACCCGGGGCCCUCACAGGGGUCAGAGGUCAGACCAUCCUCACACAGGGCCCUGGGGUCAGAGGUCAGACCAUCCUCACACAGGGCCCUGGGGUCAGAGAGGUCAGACCAUCCUCACAGGGCCCUGGGGUCAGAGGUCAGACCAUCCUCACACAGGGCCCUGGGGUCAGAGGUCAGACAUCCUCACAGGGCCCUGGGGUCAGAGGUCAGACCCUGGGUUAA
Knipowitschia caucasica is the source of this 1881-nucleotide messenger RNA. Lineage: Eukaryota; Metazoa; Chordata; Actinopteri; Gobiiformes; Gobiidae. The record is from the annotation of a GenBank genome assembly.